Molecule: messenger RNA, 543 nt
Organism: Morchella sextelata
Lineage: Eukaryota; Fungi; Ascomycota; Pezizomycetes; Pezizales; Morchellaceae
Exons: 4
Coding region: 1-543 (180 amino acids)
Source: RefSeq, a predicted model, not a curated record
AUGUUCCCCCAGCAGCGGUUCCUCCCGUUCGGCCAGUGGGGGUACAAAUUACUGAUUCAGAAGAACUGGAAGGUGGCGUUGAAUCCCCCCCCAUUGAACCGGACUUUCCCUCACAUUGAGGAAGACGAUUACAGCACGAUCGAUCUUCCUGCAGAGGAUUCGGAUUACAAGGAGGGAAGGCAUCGCAUAAAUACAAAAGGACUGAGGACUCUUGUUAGACGUCGCGAUAGACAGCAGGAUGCUACCAACGAUGGGAUAAUCUGGACGGUUGCUGGGAUAGCAGUCAAGAGAGCUGCUGACACAGUCGCGGUUGCUGGGGGAGGAGGUGGUGGAGUUGAAGGAGGUGGAGGAGGUGGUGGUGGUGGUAGUGGUGGUGGUGGUGGUGAUGGUGGUGGUGGUGGUGGUGGUGGUCUAGGACCUUCUCCUCCUCCGGAUGGCAGUGGUGGUGGAGAACCAGCUGGAGGUAGUGGUGGUGGUGGAGGUGGUGGGCCAGCUGGAGGCGGUGGAGGCGGUGGUGGUGGUAAUGGUGGUGGGCAUCAUUAG